This is a messenger RNA of Punica granatum (pomegranate), 2746 nucleotides long. The record is from RefSeq and is a predicted model, not a curated record. Lineage: Eukaryota; Viridiplantae; Streptophyta; Magnoliopsida; Myrtales; Lythraceae.
AUGGCUCCUGUUAAACUUUGUGGGCUUGAUCUGCGGUUACUUUCAGCGGUCGCAUUUAUCUCAGUUUGGUUAGGCAGGCGUUUCUUAAGGAAGCGACGGACUGAACUGGAUGCAGAUCCACAGCUUGGGAGGCAAGGGGGAAGUAAGCAGCAAAUGGAAAUGGCUCCUACAAAACUUGAUCGGCUUUAUCCACAGGUCAAUGCUGAAGCUGGACAUGAGUAUGAAGUUUUUUUGAGCUUCAGGGGACCGGACACUCGCGAAGAAUUCACUGACAACCUAUACCAUCGCCUGAAAGAUGCAGGAGUCCAAACCUUCAGGGACGAUGAAGAGCUCCAAGUUGGAGAAAAGAUCGGGCCUGAGCUCAUGAGGGCAAUCAAGCAGUCAAAAAUCUCCAUACCCAUCUUCUCAAAGGGCUACACUUCGAGUAAGUGGUGUCUCAAGGAGGUGGCGGAGAUGGUGAAGCUCAAGGAUGAGACGAAGCACAUGAUCAUGCCCAUUUUCUUAGACGUCACGCCAGAUGAAGUUAAGUACCAGACAGGGAGUUAUGCUAAAGCCUUUACCCAGCACGAGGAAAACUAUGACUUUGAGACUGUUCAGGAGUGGAGGAAUGCUCUCCAAGAGGUUGUGAAACUGAAAGGGUUGGAACUCAAGAAAGAGGCAAACGGGAAACAUGGAGAGUUCAUUAAAAAGGUGCUUGCAAGGGUUCUUAACUGUCUGAAGAAAGCUUAUCUAGAUGUCAAUGAUAUCUUGGUUGGAAUCGAUGACCAUGUCGAAGCUGUCAAGACAUUGCUGGAUCUUGGAAAGGAAGGUGUUCAAAUUGUUGGAAUAUGGGGCAUGGGUGGAAUUGGGAACACGACUCUUGCAAAAGUUGUCUACAACCAACUGUUGGAGAAAUUUGAAUCCUCUUGCUUCCUCAAUGACAUUAGAGAAACAUCCCCACAGCACAAGGGUCUUGAGUCCUUGCAAAGCAAGUUACUCUCCGACAUCUUAAAUUGUGAGCGUGAAGACUUUGCAAAUACGAAAGAAGGAACCCAGGAGCUCAAGAACAGGCUCCGUGACAAGAAAGCAAUCAUUCUUUUGGAUGAUGCUUAUCGAGUUGAUCAACUCAAGGCUCUGGCUGGGGAUCUUGCUUGGUUUAGUCCAGAAAGCAGGAUUAUAGUUACAACCAGAGAAAAGGGAGCUCUAGAUCUAUUUUGAAUAACGAAUAUCUAUGAACUCACAAUACUGAGUGAAUAUCAAGCUUUUAAACUCUUCUGCAAGCAUGCAUUUAUAAAAGGCUCACCGACACCUGACUUUGUUGACUUGUCUUGGGAUAUUGUGAGGACAAAUGGAAGGCUCCCUUUGGCUCUUGAAGUAAUAGGUUCUUCUUUAUCUACAAGCAGUGGGCGCAAGGACUUAUGGCAAGGUACACUGAAGAAGUUGAAGAAGGAACCCCCUACGGAAGUCCAAGACACGUUGAGGAUAAGUUAUAAUGGCUUGGAUCGUGAGCUGCGGGAGAUAUUUCUCGAUAUCGCAUGUCUCUUCAUCGGAAAAGAUGCCAGAAUUGCAAUCCCUAUGUGGGAUGAUUGUGAGUUUUUCCCAGAAGUUGGAAUCGAGAUCCUUCUCUUGAAGUCACUAAUCAAAAUCACAGGUGACAGUAGGCUAUGGAUGCAUGACCAACUUAGAGACCUUGGCAGGGCAAUCGUGGAACAGGAAAACUAUAAAGAGCCGCGGUUGCAUAGUAUAUUGUGGCACAGCACAGUGGCGAUGCGUGUAUUAGAGGGGCAGCCACAGGAGGGGAUGACAAAAGUUGAAGCCAUUAGUCUAGAAGGAUAUCAGUUCCGCUUGGGACAUCACUGCUUUAAGGAUGAUCAGUUUAAGAAUAUACCGAACUUGAGGAUCCUUAUGUUAGAUAAAGCUAGUCUCAGUGGAAAUUUUGAGCGUAUGCUCCCGAACCUGCGGUGGCUGAGUUGGCACUUCUGCAACAUCAGUCCUACGCUGCCAACCAAUCUCAAUCUGAAGAACCUAGUUGUCCUCGAUCUAUCGAGGAGCAUGGUCAGUGAGGAUUGGGCCGGCUGGAGCUUGAUGAAGGUAGCCGCAAAGCUAAAAGUUCUUGAUCUUACAGAAUGCAGGCAUCUAACAAGAACACCCGGUUUGUCGCAACUUGGUCUCCGUUGAUCCAUCAAUAGAGCAACUUAGCGCUCUAGUUUCCUUAGACUUAAGGGACUGCACGAGCCUCAAAGAUUUGCCUCAGCUGGGUUCAAUGGACGCACUGACCGAGCUUCUGGUUGAUGGAACCUCUAUACAGGAAUUACCUAUACUGAGAGGUACAGACAAGCUUGGGAAUCUGGAGGCUCUCUUCUGCAACCCCUCUUCGCUCGUCUCUGCUCUCUCCCCUGGUGAUCUCCAUGGACAUCGUCCUCAAUUCCAUCUCAUCCUCAUCUCUUGAAAACGAAUCUGCAGUGGAAUCAGAACCCCACUUCCUUCAAUUCCCAUCUCAGCGCGGCAAUCUGAAGUGCAAUUGCUGGAAUGGCGGCUUCUUCUUCGACAACCAGCACCACCGCCUGCCUCCACUUCAUCGAGGAUGGCAUCAACAGAAUUCGCAAUGAGUUUGUUAACAACAGUGGCCCCGCGAGGAUGUCCUCAGUGGACUAACUGCAAGGACUAAUCAUUCCGCUACCCCUUUGAUGGUCCCUUUUUUUUUUUGAUCGAAUUCUGUAAUCGAGAUUCAUCCAUCUCAUCUCCCGGCGAUGCCGAAAUUGGCUGA